Molecule: messenger RNA, 1963 nt
Organism: Ascoidea rubescens DSM 1968
Lineage: Eukaryota; Fungi; Ascomycota; Saccharomycetes; Ascoideales; Ascoideaceae
Gene: PEP7
Product: phosphatidylinositol-3-phosphate binding protein
Exons: 1
Coding region: 51-1760 (569 amino acids)
Molecular function (GO): metal ion binding
Source: RefSeq, a predicted model, not a curated record
AAAUAAGAGAAAAGCUUUUAUUGAAAAAAGAGUAGAUCAGUUCAAGUAAGAUGAUCAGCAGAAGAGUUUUGGGUAGUGUGAGAAAUGGAGAAACUAGCAAUAAAGGUAUUGUGCUAGGAAAGAGUAUUGAUAAGGACAAAAAUAAGAAAGAUAUCACAUUUAAUCAGAACCAAAAUAACAGCAUUGAUCAUAAUGACCAUAAUAGUAAUAGUAAUAGUAUUGAUGGUGUUGAUAAUAUUGACCGGACUAAUAAAAUUGAACAGGAUUUAAAGUGUCCUAUAUGUGAAGAGAGCAUGAUAGCAUUGUCUCAAUUGAAUAAACAUUUAGAUGAUUUACAUUUUUCUGCUCCAGAGAGUGAGAAUAAACAAAAUGACUUGGGCAAUUUAAAUAAAAUUCUAAAUGAGAAUGAUAAUCAAAAAACUAAGAAGCUCAAACAUUUAAAUGGUAAUAAGAAUGAAAAUAUUCCAGGCUUUAAUAAUAAUAAUGAUAAUAGUAAUAAUAAUAAUAACAUUAAUAAUACUGAGGCUGAUAAUAAUGUUAAUAUAUUCAAUAAAGAUAAGAUUAUUAUCAAAGAUUUAAGCUUUGAAUUUGAGAAAAGUCGUGAAAAAUAUUUAGAAGAAAAAGAGAUUGAGGUUAUAAAAUUAAGAAAAAGAAUAUAUUUAUUAAAUGAUAAUUAUGAACAAAGCAAAAGUAAUAAAAACCGGAACAAAUUUAAACAGAAUGAAAGAAAUCUAAUCAAUUGGGAAGAAGAUAAAUCAGUUAAGAAUUGUUUUAUUUGUAAUACCAGGUUUAAUUUUUUAAUUCGAAAGCAUCACUGCAGGUUGUGUGGAAAGAUAGUUUGUGAUGGAUUAGGUGAGCUUUUUGAUAGUAAUGAUCAUAGUAAUAGCAAUAUUAAGAAUAAAAAGGAUAAAAACCAGAGUAAUAGUAAUGAUAUUGAGAAAGAGAAAGAGAAAGAGAAAGAAGGAGAGAAGGAAAAUAUAAGUGAGAGAUGUUCAAUGGUUGUUCCGAUAAGUUUACUAGUAGAUAACAAGAGUAAAUAUAAAGAUAAUUAUAAUGAGAAAAAGGAAAUUGAUAAAGAUGAUAGUAAUUACAAGUUACGGGUUUGUUUGAAUUGUAAAGAAAUACUCUUUUUGAAGAAGAAUUUUAUUAAAAAUAAAAUGAAAAAUGAAAAUAAAGAAUUUUUUCGAAAUUUUAAAAUGAUUAAAAAUUACGAAAAAUUAAUCAGUAAUAAUUUGAUUUUGUUAAGAAAUUUUAAUGGUGAUAGUGCUGAUAGUGUUGACAAUGCUAAUGUCAAUAGGGUUAAAAAUAAGUUUAUCAAGUAUUUUCGCAAUUAUGAAAUGAUUCUACAAAAAAUGAGCAAAAAUCAAGGCAAGGAUGAGGAGAAUAAAAGCAGUAAUAUGGCACAAAUACAGAAAAACGUCCGAGUUUACUGUUUGAACUACUUGAAUACCAAAAUGAACGAGUUCAAAGAGAUAUGUGAUGAGAUGGAAAAUAAGAGCAAGGUUGGGAAUGGCGAUAUAAAUGGACGAAAAUCGAGCAAGUAUCAGGAGUUGGACAGCAAAACAGUGGAGGAAAUCAAGGAAAACCGGGAGAAGCUCAUCAUCAUGAAGGAGCAAAAGUACUUGUUGGAGCACCAGCUCAGCAACAUCAUCAAGCAGCGCAAGUUCGAGGACAUGCAGAUCUUGCGGGAGAACAUUAAGCAGCUCGACACGGUGAUCCAGGAGCUCUGCCAACAACUCGACGGGGAGCAGUUUAUCUGAUACCGGAAGCACAGGCAGCAUAGACAGCACGCAGCUCACACGCAGCUCACACGCAGCUCACACGCAGCUCACACGCAGCCCAUACGCAAUCCACACGCAACUCAGGGGUUGGCACGUGCCGGCGCCGCGCCCGACCGGGAGCAAACAACGCGCGCCGGCCGAAGGGGCCCGAAAUGUUCUUUACCAGCGCUUUAAGAGCCUUU